Lodderomyces margitis is the source of this 1683-nucleotide messenger RNA. Its product is annotated as pseudouridine synthase. Gene Ontology annotation, biological process: mRNA pseudouridine synthesis; tRNA pseudouridine synthesis. The coding region runs from base 1 to 1683 and encodes 560 amino acids. NCBI's taxonomy places the organism in Eukaryota, Fungi, Ascomycota, Pichiomycetes, Serinales, Debaryomycetaceae. The transcript has 2 exons. Gene Ontology annotation, molecular function: pseudouridine synthase activity; RNA binding. Gene Ontology annotation, cellular component: nucleus. The record is from RefSeq and is a predicted model, not a curated record.
AUGGAUACUUCUGAAAAUACCCACAUUGAGCAACCUGUUGAACAAGCACAACAACAACAACAACAACAACAACCUGAGCAAGUUCCUCAGGUGGACUCUCCAGCUGAUUCUCCAGCAAGGUCAGCACAAGCCAGUGGCAGGUUACAAAAUGCCAAAGAAAGGCAAAACAGACAGAAAUAUGAGCAAUCUGAAUAUGUUCCCAUGUUAGAUGACCAAGGCAACCCCAUACCCAAAUCAGAACGGAAACCGAAACGUAAAUGUGCCGUCAUGAUAGGGUACUGCGGAACCGGUUACAACGGGCUCCAAAUCCAGAAUGAGCCUGGUGUCAAGACGAUUGAAAAGGAUUUAUACGAGGCAUUCUAUAAAGCUGGGGCAAUUACAUUGGAAAAUUCGCUUGAUUUGAAGAAAUCGGGGUUCCAAAGAACAGCAAGGACAGACAAGGGAGUUCACGCUGCUGGUAAUGUCGUGUCUUUGAAGUUGAUUAUUGAGGAUCCCGAUUUGAAGCAAAAGAUUAACGACAAUUUACCCGAUCAAAUUAGAUGUUGGGGCAUCCAACGGACUACAAAGGGGUUUGAUUGUCGCAAAAUGUGCUCGUCGAGAGUUUAUGAGUACUUGUUGCCGACUUAUUCGUUGAUUAGUCCCAAACCGGGUACGCAAUUGGAUGGAUUGAUCAAGGACAACAAGGCGAAAUAUCCGAACUUGUUUGUUGAUGAUGGUGGUGAGGGUGCUAAUUUUUGGCAGUUGAUGAAGGAUAAGGUUAGUGAAGCAGGUAUUACUCAAGAACAGUUGGAUGCCAUUGCUCAAAUGAAUGAACAAGAAGGUAAAUCUAACAGUACACCUGCAGCUGAAGCCAAGGAAGAGCUUGCGACUGUUGAUGAGGCUGCUACAACUACCGUGGAUGAAGAAGUGAGUGGUUCACAAGAACAGACGCCACUUUUCCGCAUUGCUAAACAAGUGAAGCAAAUUGAAAAUGCUACACGUCGUGCCUAUCGAAUCUCUCCUGCUCGUCUUGAUCGGUUUAGAUCAACCAUGCAACAAUACAAGGGCACUCACAAUUUCCACAACUUUACCAUUGGCAAAUCAUUCAAAGACACCUCAUCAAAGCGAUACAUUAUCGACACCUCGGUGCUGGACCCCUUCGUCAUCAACAACACCGAGUGGGUCUCGAUCAAGAUCCACGGCCAAUCAUUCAUGUUGCACCAAAUCCGGAAAAUGAUCUGCAUGGCCUCGUUAGUCAUUCGUUGUGAUUUGCCAGUGGGGUUAAUUGACGAUGCAUUCCAGUCGACCAAAAUCAAUAUUCCUAAAGCUCCGGCAUUGGGAUUAUUGUUGGAAAAUCCCGUUUUCGAUGCUUAUAAUUACAAGUUGCGUGAUCAUUCCUAUGAUGCGAUAAAUUUUGAUUUGUUUAAACAAGAAAUGGCUGAUUUUAAAAUGAAGUUUAUUUAUGACAAGAUUUAUGAUGAAGAAGUUAAAGAAAAUGUUUAUUAUGGGUUUUUUGGAUAUAUUGAUAGCUAUCGAGUUCCUGGUGCUGAUAAUGAUGUUGAUGAAGAAAAUGGUGUCAAGAGUAGCAGUGGCGGAGGUGGCAAAGGGUCUUCUUCUUCUUCUUCUGUUACCAUAUUUGAUUUCUUGCAUAAUUAUAUUGAUAAAGCAGCUAAAGCUGAAGCAAAUGAAGAAGGUCAAAAUUAA